AUGAGUAAAGUUCUGUCGGAGCAAGACGUUGCAACGUCACUGUUGAGAGUGAGGAAGAGACGCGGAGGAGGAGGAGGAGGAGUGCAUGGCUUCUCACUGUCACUGGAACGACUGUGCGUGCGCCGAACAGAAGAACGAGGCAUGGCUGGGAAGCCAUUCCGGGCUACCCAAAUCUGGAGCAGCAUCAUCUCCAACCUCCACACUCAUGUGGAGGUCAAGCGCCGGCGGCACAAUCUCAAGUCGUACCAAGACUGCUUCCUGGGCUCUGAGGCUGUGGAUGCUGUUUUGGCGCACAUCACCUUGAAUCACUUCUUCGGCGACGAGGCCGUUCCUCGCCAGAAGGCCGUCCGACUUUGUCAAGCCCUGAUGGACUCGAAGGUCUUUGAGCCGGUGGGCAUUAAAGUGUUUGGCAAGGAAAAGAAGCGGGCCACUUUCGAGGACAGCAGCUGUAGUUUGUACAGGUUCACGAGCCCAGAGACGGGCUUAUCACCGCUGAACAACACCAAGUCCAACUCCACGGGGACCAUAGAGAGCGGCUAUGACUCUCCCGCCAUAAACAGGAACAAGAACAGCUACAGUCCAUUAUGUGAAAGACAAGAAGUGCUGUCGUACUCCACUCACUCCCCUGUAAGAAUAGGCAAAUCAGUGGAGUACGUGCUGAGAAAUAUCAACCUGAGCUCGGCCAUCACGCCUCAAAUGAUCAACUUGGGCCUCUCACGGGAGCUGGUGGCUGAGGUGUGGCAUCAGCAGGCUGUGUGCAGGCUUCUGCAGUUGAUUGAGCUCCCGCUGCUGGAGAACUUACUGGAGGGCAAGGAUGCCUCGCGGACUUCUUUGCAGGCCGUGGACAGCGACUCAGACCUGCUGUUGACAUCAGGCUACUUGGACAGAGAAGUGCUCAAGGCCUUCAGUGAGGCACAGGCAGAUGAAUGGAUGACUGGUGCCUUGGACUGUCUGGAGUUCGUCCCCGACGACCAAGUGGCGGAGGUCAGUAAAGGUCUGGCCGGCUGCGCGAACGACCUCAUUGAGUGUAAGAGGCUGCUCUACCAAGUCCUGGCUAAGCAUUACGUACAAGCCGACCAGCCGCCUCUCCUCUGCAACCACGUGUUCGACAUCCACUCGGGCAUCUCGGAACUUCUCGUAAACGGCAAGCUGGAGCAAGCUCUGGAGGCACUGCAGCUCAGCGUGAAACUGCAGGACUCUCGGUGCAGGGAGGAGCUGCGGCGGCUGCUCAGGUUCAUGGCCAUCGCCGCUAACACGCAGGACAUCAAACUGCACAAAGAGAUCGAGAACCGAAUGGCAGUGAAGAGGUCGUUCUCCAGCGCCAUCGUGUACAGCAAAAGACUCUCCAAAGGCAAAGUGGACCUGAUGGUUCUGUUUCUGAUGGACAACCACUGCGAUCUGUUUAAAGUUCCAGUUUCAUUACACAAGACGGUCAGCGACAGAUUAAAGAAUAUCAUUAAAGGGAAGGACGCGGAUAUGAUAACAGGGUCGACAUAUUGCACAAGACAGAACGCAAAGACUUAUUCGGAAGAUGCAGAAAAACACACCAAAGAGGAAUUGUGGUCGUUACUGCGGACAAUCCACGAGAACCCAAACCUGCCCAGCAAGGAAAAGAGACGUUUGCUAGCACAAUUUUACAAAGGCCACCCGGACAUUUUUGUGCAGUAUUUUGGCAAUAAAUUAUCAAGCAUGAACAUGUUGAUACAGUAAUAAUAAUUGGUUAAAUAUAAAGAGUGGAGCCUUUGUGACUGUGAAUGUGGAUUUGAAAGGAUUAAGCUGUGAAAAGUGGGACAAUUUGGAGUUUAACCCAAAUGUUGUGGUGAAAAAAAUAUGCCUCAGAAGACAAAGAAAGCUUGGAAUUCAAACCAUAAGUGUGAUUGCAGCAUGUUGUUACAAACUUCAGCUAAGUAGGCAUCCAAAGUGUUAAGCUUUUUCUUUAACUUCUUUUUUGUGAUGCCAUCACAAAUGCGUGAUAACGAUAGACCAGGAAAUGGACAUUACUGUGACAUACAAAAGCAUCUGGCUGCUCAGCACAUUAUGAGCAAUACAACCUUAAGAUUUUUUGUUUGUUUGUUUGUUUUUAUGGUGUGGUUCUUUUUUUAAUAUUUGUAAUUAUGUUAAGAGUUAAAAUGUUACUGUAAAACUUUAAAUAUCACCUGCAGAGUUAGGUUUUAUUGAAUUAUUGUUGAUCCCGGAACAAAUUUAUUUGCUUUAGAUUAUUUCCUAUAGGAAACCUUAACAAACUAGUACAGAUUGUGUUCAACUUUCGAGGUUCCAAUGCAUUCCUUAAGCAUUGCGACACCUAGUCAUUACAGGUAGCAAAAACAGAAGAAAAUGUAAUGUUUCCACCCUUUUCAGCGACAAAAGCUUUUUAGUUGCAGUUCAUCCUAAAGCCAUUUGCUGAGGAUUAAGCUUGGGUUGGAAAGUUCUUCCACAUCAAACUCAAGUAUGCUUUAAUUGAUAUUGCUUUGUACACUGUGGACAAAGUUGGAAGCAUAGGUCCAAAAUGUUUAAGAUUCAGGCAGAACUAGCCAAAUCUAUGGUCGGUGAAUUAAUCAAGAGGUGUGUGCCGAUACCUUAUAUUUCCCUAUUUAUUUUUAUGACUGUUGCUCUUCCAGGACUAAGCCAAGUAUGGAUGUUUGUACUUCGUGAAAAAAAGGAACAUGUUACAAAUAAACGUGAUACAGACCAGCUGUGUCUAAAAAAG
Molecule: messenger RNA, 2707 nt
Organism: Phyllopteryx taeniolatus (common seadragon)
Lineage: Eukaryota; Metazoa; Chordata; Actinopteri; Syngnathiformes; Syngnathidae
Gene: depdc7a
Product: DEP domain containing 7, paralog a
Exons: 10
Coding region: 1-1710 (569 amino acids)
Biological process (GO): intracellular signal transduction
Source: RefSeq, a predicted model, not a curated record